Durio zibethinus is the source of this 1666-nucleotide messenger RNA. Its product is annotated as putative WD repeat-containing protein C2A9.03. NCBI's taxonomy places the organism in Eukaryota, Viridiplantae, Streptophyta, Magnoliopsida, Malvales, Malvaceae. Gene Ontology annotation, molecular function: protein binding. The record is from RefSeq and is a predicted model, not a curated record.
GAGUGGUCUCAGCAAUUAAAAGACGGGUUUCGCCGACAUUAACGUAAACCCCAAAACUCUUUUCAUUAUUAUCUCUACUACGUCAUUUUUCUACCUAUAAAUAAAUAAAUAAAAUCACUAAAAGUAAUAAAUCCACACUCUCAAGGCCAAACCUUCCAAGACCAGACCAAGUUUCAUUUGAAUGCAAAUAUAGCAUGUCUUACCAGCAAGAUUUCUAUUACAUGGCCGAAGAUUUGGUCGAUGACAUGGAUGAAGACAAGUACGAUAGAGCUGGUGAAGACAUGGAUGGUGAUGAAUAUGACAUGCCGACCAAGUUGACUGAUACGUCUGCUGUGCAAGCGCGGAAGGGGAAAGACAUUCAGGGGAUUCCGUGGGAAAGAUUGAACAUAACUAGGGAAAAAUAUAGAUUGACAAGGCUUGAACAGUAUAAAAAUUAUGAGAAUAUCCCAUCCUCAGGUGAAGCUGUCGACAAGAAAUACAAACAGAUGGAAAAGGGUGGGAACUACUAUGAAUUCUUCCACAACACUAGAUUGGUUAAACCUACAAUUCUCCAUUUUCAGCUCAGAAACUUGGUUUGGGCUACUUCAAAGCACGAUGUUUACCUUAUGUCCAAUUAUUCAGUUAUGCACUGGUCAUCAUUGUCAUGCAAUCUAUCUGAGAUCCUUAAUUUUUCUGGGCAUGUGGCACCUACUGAGAAACAUCCGGGAAGUUUGUUAGAAGGUUUUACACAAACUCAAAUAAGCACGCUAGCAGUCAAAGACAAUUUUAUGGUUGCAGGAGGCUUCCAAGGAGAGCUUACUUUGAAGCACUUGGACAGAAAAGGAGUAACCUUUUGUACCCGGACAACCUAUGACGAUAAUGCAAUUACAAAUGCUAUCGAGAUAUAUGACAGCUUGGGGGGUGGAAUUAAUUUUAUGGCCUCCAAUAAUGACUGUAGCAUGAGAGAAUAUGAUACAGAGAGAUAUCAACUUUUAAAUCAUUUCCGUUUCCCUUGGCCAGUAAAUCAUACAUCAAUCAGCCCCGAUCGAAGGCUUAUUACUGUUGUUGGAGAUCACCAAGAUGGGUUGCUUGUGGAUUCACAAAAUGGAAAGACUUUAGCAACGGUGGUAGGUCAUCUAGAUUACUCCUUUGCAUCCGCAUGGCACCCAGAUGGGCGCAUAUUUGCCACAGGAAAUCAGGAUAAGACCUGCCGAGUAUGGGAUAUAAGAAACCUCUCAACGCCGGUUGCAACUCUCAAAGGAAACUUGGGUGCCGUUCGAUCGAUCCACUUUUCAUCCGAUGGCCAAUUCAUGGUAGUUGCCGAACCAGCUGAUUUUGUUCACGUGUAUAGUACGAGUGCAGAUUACCAGAAAAGGCAAGAGAUCGACUUCUUCGGUGAGAUUUCAGGGGUAUCUCUAAGUCCAGAUGAUGAGUCUCUAUAUAUAGGAAUAUGGGACAGAACUUAUGCUAGUUUGCUGCAGUAUAACAAAAGACACACUUACACGUACUUAGAUUCAUACUUUUGAUUAUGUCGAUGAUCCUCUUUGAAAGAGUGUGUUGCGUGCUGCUUUAAUUUUGCAACAUUGUUGUAUUCUCUUAUGUCAUGUAGGGUGAGUUAAGUGAAGAUCAUAUAUAACAGUAGAGUGUGUAUCCUUUGUUAGAAUUUUGGUGCAUGUACAGUUCAAUA